CUCACGCGCCGCCCCUCCCCGCGCGUCGCCCUGCCGAGCCUGCCGGCCGGCCCGGCUCCCCUCCCCGGCCCCGACGGGCGGGCCGACGGCCCCGAGGCGGCGGGGAGGGGAGAGCGGGACCGGCCGGCGGGCGAGCGACGAUGCCGAACUUCUGCGCGGCCCCCAACUGUACGCGGAAGAGCACGCAGUCCGACCUGGCCUUCUUCAGGUUCCCGCGGGACCCGGCCAGAUGCCAGAAGUGGGUAGAGAAUUGUAGAAGAGCAGAUUUGGAAGACAAAACACCUGAUCAGCUGAAUAAACAUUAUCGACUAUGUGCCAAACACUUUGAGACCUCCAUGAUCUGUAGAACUAGUCCUUACAGGACCGUUCUUCGAGAUAAUGCAAUACCAACAAUAUUUGAUCUUACCAGUCAUUUGAACAAUCCACAUAGCAGACAUAGAAAACGAAUAAAAGAAUUGAGUGAAGAUGAAAUCAGGACACUGAAACAGAAAAAAAUUGAUGAAACUUCUGAACAGGAACAAAAACACAAAGAAACAAACAACAGCAAUGCUCAGAACCCCAGUGCAGAGGAGGGUGACCAGCAAGAUGAAGACAUUUUACCUUUAACCCUUGAAGAGAAGGAAAACAAGGAAUACCUAAAGUCUCUAUUUGAAAUUUUGAUUCUUAUGGGAAAACAAAACAUUCCUCUGGACGGGCAUGAGGCUGAUGAAAUCCCAGAUGGUCUCUUUACUCCUGAUAAUUUCCAGGCCCUGCUGGAGUGCCGGAUAAAUUCUGGUGAGGAAGUCCUGAGAAAGCGCUUCGAGACCACAGCAGUGAACACAUUGUUCUGCUCUAAAACACAGCAGAAACAGAUGCUAGAGAUCUGUGAGAGUUGCAUUCGGGAAGAAACCCUCAGGGAAGUAAGAGAUUCCCACUUCUUUUCCAUUAUCACUGAUGAUGUGGUGGACAUAGCAGGAGAAGAGCACCUACCGGUAUUGGUAAGGUUUGUUGAUGAAUCACAUAACCUAAGAGAGGAAUUCGUGGGCUUUCUGCCUUAUGAAGCCGAUGCAGAAAUUCUGGCAGUGAAAUUUCAUACUACAAUAACUGAGAAGUGGGGACUAAAUAUGGAGUAUUGUCGUGGCCAGGCUUACAUUGUGUCUAGUGGAUUUUCUUCCAAAAUGAAAAUUGUUGCUUCAAGACUUUUAGAGAAAUAUCCUCAAGCUAUCUACACACUCUGCUCUUCCUGUGCCUUAAACAUGUGGUUGGCAAAGUCAGUCCCUGUCAUAGGGGUGUCCGUUGCAUUAGGAACAAUUGAGGAAAUUUGUUCUUUUUUCCAUCGAUCACCACAACUGCUUUUAGAACUUGACAGUGUAAUUUCUGUUCUUUUUCAGAAUAGUGAAGAACGAGGCAAGGAACUGAAGGAAAUUUGCCAUUCUCAGUGGACAGGCAGGCAUGAUGCUUUUGAAAUUUUAGUGGAUCUCCUGCAAGCACUUGUUUUGUGUUUAGAUGGUAUAAAUAGUGACACAAAUACUAGAUGGAACAACUGUAUAGCUGGCCGAGCAUUUGUUCUCUGUAGUGCAGUGACAGACUUUGAUUUCAUUGUUACCGUUGUUGUUCUUAAAAAUGUCUUAUCUUUUACAAGAGCCUUUGGAAAAAAUCUCCAGGGACAAACUUCUGAUGUCUUCUUUGCAGCCAGUAGCCUGACUGCAGUGCUUCAUUCACUCAACGAAGUGAUGGAAAACAUUGAAGUUUAUCAUGAGUUUUGGUUUGAGGAAGCCACAAAUUUGGCAACCAAGCUUGAUAUCCAAAUGAAACUCCCUGGAAAAUUCCGUAGGGCCCAGCAAGGUAAUGUGGAAUCCCAGCUAACCUCUGAGAGUUACUAUAAAGAAACCCUAAGUGUUCCUACAGUGGAGCAUAUUAUUCAGGAACUUAAAGAUAUAUUCUCAGAACAACACCUCAAAGCUCUUAAAUGCUUAUCUCUGGUUCCCUCAGUCAUGGGCCAGCUCAAAUUCAACACAUCAGAGGAACACCAUGCUGACAUGUACCGAAGUGACUUACCCAACCCUGAUACUCUCUCAGCUGAGCUUCAUUGUUGGAGAAUUAAGUGGAAACACAGAGGGAAAGAUAUAGAGCUUCCAUCUACUAUAUAUGAAGCCCUCCAUCUGCCUGACAUCAAGUUUUUUCCUAAUGUAUAUGCCUUGCUAAAGGUCCUAUGUAUUCUUCCUGUGAUGAAGGUUGAAAAUGAGCGCUAUGAAAAUGGACGAAAACGCCUCAAAGCAUACUUAAGGAACACUUUAACAGACCAAAGGUCAAGUAACUUGGCUUUGCUUAACAUAAAUUUUGAUAUAAAACAUGAUCUGGAUCUAAUGGUGGACACAUAUAUCAAACUUUAUACAACUAAGUCAGAGCUUCCUACAGAUAAUUCAGAAACAGUUGAAAAUACUUAAAAGGCUUUUAAAAUGGGCUUUCUCUUAUUUGAUAUUUGGAAGAAGAGUGGUUUAGGUGUUCAGGCCACAUUGCCUCUAGGCCUCCAAAUGAAUAUACUACCCAUUGAUAAUCUGCUUAUAUAAGUGGCCCCUUUUGAAUUUUCAUGCUUUGAAUACCUGUCUCUUCUUCCAGAAAAUGGCAUUGGAAGUGCCGUGCUUCGACUCUGAGUGACCUCUGAUAGUGUCACUGUGGAACUGUUUUAGUUAAGUCAUUUUAGAUACAUCAUUAUCACUGUGGAUCUAGUUGUCAAGUAGUUACUCAUCAUUUGAUGAAAAUGAAUUUGAGGAAGUAUGGAAAAGGAAGGAAUUCAUUUUAUGAAAUGUUAAAAUGAAGCUCACCAUUGGCUUUUGACUGAUAGGAGUUUUAAGUAUAAUGUUAAAACUCUGUUUUGGCAGCACGGGGUAGAUAGAGGCAGGAAGAUGUCAAAUUCACGACCAGCCUGGGCUACAUAUGAGAUCCUGUCUCAAAGAACCAGGGGCUAGGGAUGUAGCUCAGGGGUAGAGCACUUACCUAGCAUGCACAAAGCUCUGGGUUCAAUGCCCAGCACAAAGGUAAAAAAAUCUUAAGGGAUAGUUAAGGGAAUUACCAGAGAGGGAAAUGUGUAAGCUCACCCAAAGGUUUCCAUGUAGAUUUUUGUCUAUCAAGGGAACUCAGAGAAACAAGCCACAGUUGAAGUUUGAAUGGAAGAGCUUGCUCUUGCUGCUUUACAUCUGAUUGUUGCUGUUUACAUUCCUUUGUUGAGCCUACAUUUUCAUAAGCUUUUCAGCAGGUAAAUGUUGAACAUUUCUGCUUCAUGGUCAAGACAGAAUCCAAGGCCAGCUACACAGACAACUGACUUGUCUGUUUGCUUCUGUCUUUUUCCGUGAUUAUAUCUACUGCCUCGUCUUGAUUUACAAGAAAAACCUACAAAAAUAAGUGUUUUGUGGUUUAUCUAGAGAUAAUACAGAAAAAGAUUGCUGUUAUUUUUGGUGAAGAAAAUCAAUUUUGUAUAGUUUAUUUCAAUCUAAAUAAAAUGUGAAUUUUGUUUAAAGUUCAAAUACUUUUUUCCCCCAGAGCUGAGGACCAAACUCAGGGCCUUUACACUUGCCAGGCAAGUGUUCUUCCACUGAGCUAAAUCCCCAGAUACAUUAUUUUUGAUGGAGUCAAAACACAGUCUUGUAAAUUCUCUUACAAUAAUCAGUUACACAAUUCAAAUGAAGUGUUUUGUGGCUUUUUUAUAUGAAGUGUAUUACUCAAGGUAUAUAAAAUAUUAAAAGUAAGAGCUUA
Messenger RNA from Dipodomys spectabilis (banner-tailed kangaroo rat), 3732 nucleotides. It is a transcript of the gene Thap12, whose product is annotated as THAP domain containing 12. Gene Ontology annotation, molecular function: protein dimerization activity. NCBI's taxonomy places the organism in Eukaryota, Metazoa, Chordata, Mammalia, Rodentia, Heteromyidae. The coding region runs from base 141 to 2426 and encodes 761 amino acids. The record is from RefSeq and is a predicted model, not a curated record. The transcript has 5 exons.